This is a messenger RNA of Rangifer tarandus platyrhynchus (Svalbard reindeer), 279 nucleotides long. The record is from the annotation of a GenBank genome assembly. Lineage: Eukaryota; Metazoa; Chordata; Mammalia; Artiodactyla; Cervidae.
AUGCCGGAUCUCGGAACUUCGGGAGCGCUCCUUGUCCUGGGUUCCCUGAAGAUUGCUCUGGAGGAGCAAUUGCCGUUGCCGCGAGGCUCCGAGGACCUGCGCCUCCCCCUCGGCCACCGCUGGAAGCUCCCGUCCCUCCCUGAUGGGAAGCACGUGCACUUAUGGGCUUGGCUUCAGAUGCCCCCAGCCAGCUUCCUGGAGGCAGCCAAGAAGUGGGUUGAACCCCCGCAUGUGUCGGUCCAGCUGGGCGCUUGGAGUGGAACCCGUUCUGAAGGCUGA